Molecule: messenger RNA, 1149 nt
Organism: Blepharisma stoltei
Lineage: Eukaryota; Ciliophora; Heterotrichea; Heterotrichida; Blepharismidae
Source: the annotation of a GenBank genome assembly
AUGGGCCCUUGUAUAUCUAAAAAGAAUAAACCUCAAGAUAAAACUAAAGAAUUAGACGAAGAAUCAGAAGUAAAACUAGAUGACUCAGCUUGCCAGCGGCUUUAUAGUAAAAAAGAGCCUCGAUCAAGCCUCACUAUUCAUCCAUCAGACCAAUCAACCCACGACACUCAUCAAUACUUCAAGCGUCGGGAUUUAUCCCUGCUAACUCAACGAUAUAUUUUCAGAGGCGCCUCCAUAACAAAGCAUCAUCAAGGUUUCGAAGAAAAAGGUAUGAAACUCGACGAAUCUCAAAUCGACCCUACCUUUUUAGAAAGUAUUGGAAUAUGAGUUACCUGCAAAAAGGGUUUAAAAACUGAAGACCCAAACCAAGACAAUUUCUGUAUCAUUAUUGACGGCUCUGAUUUCCUAUUAGGAGUUUUCGAUGGCCAUGGUGAGCAUGGCCACUUCAUAUCUGAAUUUCUUUCAAAUUGUCUGCUUCAAACUGCCCUGUCAAAUCCUUUAUGACAAUCCGACCCUUUAUCCUCUAUAAAAGAAUCAUACCUUUCCUCUCAGUCACUUUUAAUCGAAGAAUCCAAUUCUGAAGCCUCCAAUUUCGAGUGCAAAUUUUCUGGAUCCACUGCUGUAACAGUCUGUGUAAAACAAAACCACCUUUAUAUUUCCCAUGUAGGCGACUCUCGUGCUGUAUUAGCUAAAAAACAAUCACAAGGCUAUUUGGCUGUGCCUUUAACAAACGAUCAUAAGCCUAAUUUUCCUGACGAGAAAAAAAGGAUUGAAGAGACUGGAGGAGAAGUCAAACAAAUGUGAGGAGAAAAAUACUGGAGGGUUUUUUUCCCUGGAAAAGAAUUUCCUGGACUUGCCAUGAGCAGGUCUCUUGGAGAUUUAGCAUCACAUCCAGCUGGAGUUAUUUCUGAGCCAGAAAUAAAAGAAAUCGAGCUGGAAGAAAAUGACGAGUUUUUGGUCAUUUGUAGUGAUGGGAUAUGGGAAUUUAUUAAAGAUCAAGAAGCAGUAGAUUUGGUAGCAAAAAGUGGGUAUCCGAAGCAGGCAGCUGAAAAAUUAGCUGCAUUAUCGUGGAUGAGAUGGCUGCUUAGUGGGACUAAUACAGCUGAUGAUAUGACGAUUAUUAUUGCAUAUAUUCCUAAGCUUACUUAA